Molecule: messenger RNA, 1044 nt
Organism: Penicillium coprophilum
Lineage: Eukaryota; Fungi; Ascomycota; Eurotiomycetes; Eurotiales; Aspergillaceae
Product: sugar phosphate isomerase/epimerase family protein
Exons: 2
Coding region: 1-1044 (347 amino acids)
Source: RefSeq, a predicted model, not a curated record
AUGGAACCAAUAACAACCGCCUCGGUCCAAACAAUUCCUCUAGCCUAUGCGUCCUGUUCAAUCGGCAGCUCCAGUGACACUCUGCCCCGCAAGCUCGAAGCAAUUAGCAAAGCUGGUUUCACUGCGAUUGAGCUUUCAUUCCCUGAUAUUGUGAAAUAUGCAGAACAUCUCAAGAGCCAACCAAUUCCAUCAGAUAAUUUUUCCGAACUCGUCAAUGUUGCCAACGAGAUACGAGAUCUCUGCGAGGCCAACUCAUUGACCAUCAUGAUGCUGCAGCCGUUCGCGAAUUUCGAGGGCUGGCCGAGAGGGUCAACGGAGAGAGAAGAUGCUUUUGCAAGAGCGAGGGGCUGGAUCGAGAUCAUGAAGGUUCUCGGGACAGAUAUGCUGCAGGUUGGAGCUACGGAUACACCACUUGACAAGAUAUCAACUACUCGUGAAGCAGUCGUUUCCGACCUCCGUGAACUAGCCGACAUGCUAGCACAACACAAUUUCCGUCUAGCCUACGAGAACUGGUGUUGGUCAACCCAUGCACCAGGCUGGAAAGAUGUGUGGGAAAUUGUAUCAGCCGUCGACCGUCCAAACAUCGGGCUGUGUCUAGACACAUUCCAGACAGCGGGUAGUGAAUGGGCAGAUCCGACGACGGAAUCUGGUGUCAUUGAAGAGGUACCGUAUGGUGCUUUACGAAAAAACUUCGCCGCUAGUAUGGAUGAGCUUGCUCGCACCGUUCCGCCCGAGAAAAUAUAUCUGCUACAAAUCUCGGAUGCGUAUAAGGUUUCUCCGCCGCUGACAAGUGAGCCUGUUGAGGGGCUUCGACCACGCGGUCACUGGAGUCAUGAUUACAGGCCUAUGCCGUAUGAUGGCGGUUACUUGCCGAUUGAGGAUGUGGCAAAGGCGGUGCUGAAAACCGGAUUUCGGGGGUGGUUCUCAAUGGAAAUCUUUGAUGGGGGACCGGAUGGGUCGGGAAAGAAGUAUGAGAUCGAAGGUUAUGCGAAGAAGGCGAUGGAGAGCAUGCAGAAGUUAUUGCUCAAUUGUACAGAUGAGUGA